AUGAACUAUGAACACUUUCAUUCCAUUCAAUUCCCGCUGGUGGUAACUCCAACUUGUUUUCGCAACUAUGGACUCUGUCCUAAAAAUUGUUCGGCAGGGUUCCACUGUUACGAUGGUGAUAUACAAGGACUUUUAUACCACCUAUGCAUUUCGGACUUUAAAAGUCAUAAACUUUAUUUCUAUCCAACAUCAACUUUCGCUUUACAGCUGCCUUUAAUAGCUGUACAGGAAUUACCGGUAAAAAAGAUUAUACUAGUACUAAGCUUGUUAGAGCAACUUAAAUUCCGGCUUGAUAUUAAGGAUCAACAUGAAGGUCGGACAGUAUUCCUCGAAGCUUGCAGCCGGUUAAUGAAAAGGGAUAAACAAUACGCGGCUGAAUUCCCUAGUCUAGUCGAUUGGUUUCUUGGUAAUACAAAGUUUAAUAUAAAUGAGAGAGACAAUGAAGGUUGGACUUCGUUACAUUUUAUUAUGGAACUUAAGCACGAGGAAUUCAUAAUUCCCAUUUUGAAGAAACUUCUUCAACAUGGUGCGGAUCCAAGUAUUGAAGAUUAUAACGGAUUCAAUCCGCUUGGAUACGCAGUCUAUAGACAUGAAUUACGAUUCAUUCAAUGCUUAAUCGAAAAUAUACCGGAAUUUCAACAUGGUGAUAUCAUAAAAAGAGCCAUUUCCAAAGCUGGCGUGUUCAGUGCAAAAAGGCACUACUUACGUACAUGGUUGCAACCACAACCUAAAGCAUGA
Dentiscutata erythropus is the source of this 738-nucleotide messenger RNA. The record is from the annotation of a GenBank genome assembly. Lineage: Eukaryota; Fungi; Glomeromycota; Glomeromycetes; Diversisporales; Gigasporaceae.